Molecule: messenger RNA, 2576 nt
Organism: Pygocentrus nattereri (red-bellied piranha)
Lineage: Eukaryota; Metazoa; Chordata; Actinopteri; Characiformes; Serrasalmidae
Gene: ppm1ab
Product: protein phosphatase, Mg2+/Mn2+ dependent, 1Ab
Exons: 6
Coding region: 442-1647 (401 amino acids)
Biological process (GO): protein dephosphorylation; positive regulation of canonical Wnt signaling pathway; negative regulation of canonical NF-kappaB signal transduction
Cellular component (GO): cytosol; nucleus
Molecular function (GO): magnesium ion binding; manganese ion binding; protein serine/threonine phosphatase activity
Source: RefSeq, a predicted model, not a curated record
UGGUUCCAGAGACGUGCUGGUGUGAAAUGAGGUUUAGGACGGAGGAUCCCCUCCCUUAGAGCUGCACUGAGAGAAAACCACAAAAAACGACAAAAACAAAAGCAGAAAAACUAAAUGAAAGAGCUGAGAUGGACCGCGUCGUAAUGCUGAUGUCACAGGGAUGCACUACUUGAUUUUUUUUUAUGGUUUUCUCUUUUGUAGACACAAGGAGAGCUGUCUCCCCCUUCGUUUUUUGAACCAGCCAAACCAGCUAGCUUGCUAGUAAGUAAUCUAGCUAGCUAGCCAGCUGUUUCCUGUGUUGCCGUUUACUUUUGGAGCUAGCUACAACUAGUCUGACAGCUGGCUUGCGUACUGCUGUUAAGGGUAAUUGCCACAGCGUUUGAACCUCGGCGUCUUCUCAUUCCGCAAAAGCCGUUAAGGAGCUUGAGAGACACAAAGAAAAUGGGUGCUUUCUUGGACAAGCCAAAGAUGGAGAAGUUUAAUGCACAUGGGGAGGGGAACAACCUGCGUUACGGCCUCAGCAGCAUGCAGGGCUGGCGGGUGGAGAUGGAGGACGCACACACAGCCAUUGUGGGCCUUCCUCAUGGGCUCAGCACAUGGUCGUUUUUUGCUGUCUAUGAUGGACACGCUGGCUCUCAGGUGGCUCGCUAUUGCUGUGAACACCUACUGGAGCACAUCACCAGCAACCCAGACUUCAGAGGUGGAGGCCCGGGUGGAGGGGAUGAAGACGCCGGCGCUAGUCAUUCUGAACCUUCAGUGGAAAGUGUGAAGAAUGGUAUUCGCACAGGCUUCCUACAGAUUGACGAGCACAUGCGUGCCAUUUCGGAACGCAAGCAUGGUGCUGACCGCAGCGGUUCGACUGCAGUGGGCAUUAUGAUUUCGCCAGAGCACUUUUACUUUAUUAACUGUGGGGACUCCCGGGCCCUGCUGAGCCGUGGGGGUCGAGUCCACUUCUUCACGCAGGACCACAAGCCCAGCAACCCUCUUGAGAAGGAGAGGAUUCAGAACGCUGGAGGUGCGGUCAUGAUUCAACGGGUUAAUGGUUCUCUGGCUGUUUCUCGUGCUCUUGGCGACUUUGACUACAAGUGUGUGCAUGGAAAGGGCCCAACAGAGCAGCUGGUCUCUCCAGAGCCAGAGGUGUAUGAGAUUGAGAGAGCAGAGGCAGAGGAUGAGUUUGUGGUGCUGGCCUGUGAUGGCAUCUGGGAUGUCAUGACCAAUGAGGAACUAUGUGACUUUGUGCGCUCACGACUGGAGGUGACCGAAGACCUUGAGAGGGUGUGUAAUGAAAUAGUGGACACCUGUUUGUACAAGGGUAGCCGUGACAACAUGAGCGUGGUACUGGUAUGUUUUCCAGGUGCACCCAAGAUCAAUCCAGAAGCUGUGAAGAGAGAGGCAGAGCUGGAUAAGUACCUGCAGAACAGAGUAGAAGAGCUCAUUAAGAAGCAGGGUGUGGAGAGCAUUCCAGACUUAGCCCAUGUGAUGUGUGUGUUAGCCACGGAGAGCAUCCCCAACCUCCCACCCGGGGGAGAGCUGGCUAGCAAACGCAGCGUUGUGGAGGAAAUGUACAAUAAACUCGACCCCUACCAAAGUGACAGCACAUGUGGAGCCAGCAAUUGGGCCAAUGUAUGUGGAUCUUCCAGGCUUUGAACAGGACCCACAUAACCCUUUCUCUCCUCACACGUCUUUUUUUUUUUUUGAAGAAGAAGAGUUCCAUGUUGACUCAAGACAUAACACCAGGCACUUCCAGUUUUAAUCUCAGAUAUUAGACCACUCUGUCAAGACCAACUCCUACCUCUUAACUACACACCUCACACACUGCCUUAAAUACUGUCAGCUGUAAAGAUGGUAUAACAGACAUAAGACUGGGAAAGAAGAUGAUGGAAGAGUAUCUGUUAAAAAAAAGAAAACUUAGCAGCAUGUGUGUAAUUUGUUUUUGUUUUUCAGCUUAUAUUUGAAAUGUUUAGUUUUUUUAACUGAUCUGUAAAACUUGGUUUCUCAUAGCACCUAUAGGCAUGGCUGUACUUUCCACUUAUUUUCUUCUAGAUCCAUCUCUUUCUUGGUUUGUGGUAAAAAUGUUUUCUUUUGUCCUUGGACCUGUUGUAUGGAGAAUAUAAUGCACCUCAGUGUUGAUGGAAACUCUGAUACUUGUCCUUUGUAUGUGGAUCUCCUCAAAUAAUUAUUGAUUUUUUUUUUUUGGUUUUCCUAAGAAAAUAAUUAAAGAUUUGCAAUGAAUACAAUAGCCAUGAACGUUUACAUACUGGAAAUCAAUUCAAACACUGUGCUUAGGUUCUCAGAUUUUUUUCUUUUGUACAAGGAUUGUUUAAACUAUAUUGUGUUUAUCUGCAGGCAGGUCCUUGAAUUUGAGGAAAUGUUUAAGCAUGUGCUGAAAGCAAUUCUGUAUAUUUCCUAAUAAUGAUGUAUAUGAAUAUGACUGAAUGAAUGGGCCAUCUUAUGAUCCCUCACUGGUGUAAGAUUGUUGUACCAACAUUUGCAUGCUGUAACUAUGUUUGAAAGUCAUUCUGUAUAAAGGGGUAAGUGUUGAGAGCUGAGAAAUGUAUAUUUGCAAUAUUUUGAAA